Molecule: messenger RNA, 252 nt
Organism: Kwoniella mangroviensis CBS 8507
Lineage: Eukaryota; Fungi; Basidiomycota; Tremellomycetes; Tremellales; Cryptococcaceae
Exons: 2
Coding region: 1-252 (83 amino acids)
Source: RefSeq, a predicted model, not a curated record
AUGUCCACUCAAGGCAACAAUUCGCAAACUGGCUCCACUGCUCCCACUGCACCGGCAGGUUCGGCUCUCGCCUACGAAGAUGAUGAAUGGAGGGUCUUCGUUGAUCCUCCUGGUACCGACCUAUCUAUAUUGGACACCUGCUCUGCGUACCCCCAAAAGCCAAGUGCUGACGGCACAAGUUGUACCCAAGUGUACAUCACCCCGAAUUCUGACUUUAUUCAAGUAUAUACUUUUUCCAAGAAAAACUUUUGA